GGAAGGAGAGAAGCCGGGGAGAUCUCGCAUCGCGUCCCGGUGUGUCGGUCGGUCGUCGUCGCUUCACCAAAACGUGCGCGAUAGCUCCCCCUGUCGCGUCGCCGCCGGCGUUUUUUGCCUACUCCUCCGUGCGACUACUUGUUCCGUCCGGCGCGCGACUGUGAGCUGUGCGAGCCCGACGCCUCUGGAUUCCGUUUUUUACCUACGAAGCACGAGCACCUACCCGCAAGUACCACUUCGCAUCGAACGAUUCUUCGGAAAAAAACAAGCAUCUGCCGAACGUCGCAAGCUCCGGGUGUACGGACGACACACCCUCCCUAGUUUCCCUGCUCGGAACACAGGAUAUACAGUGAUUGACGGCGUGAUCGAGCCAUAGGCGGUCGCCAUGGGCCAGAAGAUGGGCAAGCAGCGCUCGGCGGACAUCACGCCGGCGCCCAAGGACAAGGUGAAGCGGCGCAAGAGCAAGCGUGAGGCAGCCAACGGGGACACCCAGGGCACCAUCACGCCCACCGGCGACGGGGUGGUCGCCGCCACCACUGCCGUCCAGAAGGGCACUCAGGAGACCGAAGUGCCUGUGGAGAAGGUUGAGGCCGCCACCAAGGAGGUGAUCACCAACGGCACCGCCGACGCUCCCGAGGCCAAGUCAGUUCCCAAUGGCACGGCCGAGCCCGUAGCCGAGAAGAUCGCAGAGCCCGCGCCUCAGGAACCCGCGGCCCCCGCCGCCGAAGCAAAGCCAGCUGAAGUAAAGCCCGCGGAGGAGCCCAAGCCCGUUGCCGAGCCGCCCGCUCCUGAACCUGCGGCUGCACCAGCUCCCGUCGAACAGAAACCAGAAGAGCCCAAGCAGCCCGAACCAGAACCCGCACCCGCUAAGGUCGAGGAACAGCCCGCGGUCGUUGAGGAGGCUAAACCUGCGGAGGAGGCUAAGGUAACCGAAGAGGCACCCAAGGAACCCGUCCCAGCGGCUGCCGUAGAACCGGCCAAGGAAGAGCCUGCGCCGGCAUCUCAAGCCCCCGCCACAGACGCUCCUCCGGCUGAACAGGCCGAAACGAAGACCGAGCAGGAGCCCGCCGCCGAACCGGCCGUUCCUGCUGCCGAGGUCGUCUCUCCCCUCCAGGACUCCGGGUACCUCGAGCCACAGCCGACCGAGGUCGUUCUCGAGAAGGCACUAGCCGAGGCAGAGCAACAGGCCUCGGCGCCCACUGCCCCAGCCCCAGCCGAAGCAACCAAACCGGCCGAGGAAGUGCAGCCCUCCUCUGCUGAGCCCGCCGAGUCCAAGGAUCUUGACCUUCCGGCCGUCACGGAACUGCCCGCCGUGGAAUCGCCGACGUCUGAGCAGGCCGCGGCGCCCGCUGUUCCCCAGGCGCCCGCGACAGACGCGGCCGCCACGGAGUCUCCGUCCAGCGAAGCCCUGGAGGCUAAGCCCGAGGAGAAGGCGCCCGAAGUUGCCAGCCCCGUCGCCGACCUCCCGGCUGCACCCGCUGCUCCCACAGAGGCCCCAGCCCCCGCCGAGCAGACCUGCCCUGCGGAGUCAAGGCCCGAAGGAGAUGCUGCCGCCGAUGCCAAAGCCGAGAGUUCGAGCACCGAGGCUCCCAAGGUGGAGGAGUGAACCACGGGGAACCUUUGUCAUCACCCCACGCGCGGAAUCUAGAGUUCCCGAGCCCCGCUGACCAUGUUGUGGCUUUCGUUCUGUAAUCACGUUCUCGGGUGGGAAGAGACUCCUUGUGUGAGGGGAGGAGGGAUUAGGGGAGGGGUUCUUGUGCCCGCUGCGCCCUCUGACAGCCGGCGACGACGGGAAUUGUUGGACUUUAGUUGAAGCACGAUGCUCGUAUCGCGAUGAUACUGACGGAUAAAGUGACACGCUGUAGUUCCAUGUCCGAAGAGCUCGCACGGACCAUACAACCGGCGGAAGCCUUCGAAACAGGACUCGGGCGGCAACUGUGUGCCAGGUCGUGCCAUUUUUGUGAAGCGGGAAGGGGGAGGCCGAGCAGGGACGUCACUUGGGUGGACAACUGCUCGGCGUGUGUAGCGGGUAAACAAGGCAUGACACUCUACGCGUGGGUGUUCUACACAUUUGACUUGUCGCUUGUCUGUUUGGUUUCAGCGUUCUCGCAACACAUUCUUCUUGUCGUGUCAUGUGGUAGUGGAGCCGAAACGUCAACCAUCGCUCUCCGAGUCCUCCCGAAUGAACCUUUCCACGAAGAAAACCUGCGAUGCUGUCGCCACGACGAGGCCUGUCGAUAGUGCAGUUGCUGGCGCUUGACACCUCCGCAGUCUGUCCCCCUUUCCCUUGAUAGAUUUUUCGUCAGCGAGUCCGCACUUUUAUUAGUCCCGUUAUCGCGGAUAUAAUAGUGUGCCAUGGUGAAGAUGAUGUGUGUUAGUUGUGUUCUUUCAGUUCACUUUUGCCACGUAGUUACGUUUCCAAUGCUCCUUUACGCAUUAUUUAACCACUCAGCUUUACACAAGUACGCGGAUGGGAGUUUCACCAUCGUGUUUCUAGGUCAGUGUGCGUACGCGAGAUCAAGUUGCGGCGAGACCCUCGAUGAUCAAAACACUUGUCUCUGCAGACUCGGCCGCCGCCAUAACUGUCCGCCAGUCGCUGUUCGUUUUGUAUUUUAAAAGAAAUCUUGUACGGACAGAGGUCGCAGUGUUAUGUGCCAAUCAUCUCGUACUAGCCCGAACGUGGUUGCAGUUCUUUCCGUGACCAUCGUCGUCUUAUCUCGGGGUGCCCGAGAACUUUCGGCCCAGAAUUCACAUGCGUGCCAAGGUGUUGCCUUGAGAACAGUGUAGUUUGGUCUUUCGUCACCCGAGUUCACCGUAUUGUGCCGUUUUGGCAGUCGUCGCUAUCCCCCUUCGAGGAUGCCUAUUGCCAAGGGGGCGUCCCAGAAUGCGGAAAAACCGUUUGGUGACGCCGCAAGCCUGGCGUGCUCACAGGUCGGUGCUUUUCGGAUGUCUGAGUGACCACGUUCGUCAGCGUAGUCAGGAUUUUUGGACGGCUGCAUUUCUUCUCUACAAUAAUGCUGCGUUAUCACUUCAAAUAGCUCUAGCUGCACUAUCAGUCGACCAGCAGCACUUGGCUGGUUGAUGGGUUUCUUUGCCAUGCCUUGGCAACACAGUUUUAGUGUCACGUGAUAGCAGUUCCUCUCUGGCUUCAGGGUACCUUUGCUGCGAGAUGCCUUGGUGCUUUCAAGACACCCAGAACAAUUUUUUUUUUUUUUUCGGCGCCGCGGAGCUUCGACUUCUUUACACUUUCAUGGGCCGCAUCUUUUAGGCCUACUUGUACGCGCCACCUGGCAGUAUCUCUCAGUAGCUCGUUUGUACUCUUCACAAAGUUCGUUGAGCCAGGGCUGCGAGAUACGUCUGGCCGUGCGACUUCUAAGCACUAUAGCGUUGUCCAUGUUUUUCCUCGUCUGGCUGCAUUUUUUUUUUUCGAUGCCUUUUAACGUGAGUUUUUCAGCGUGUUUUGCAGACACUUCUUUCCGCCCCCCAAUGUUUAUACUCUGAAUAAACUUCUGAUUCAAACUUUUCA
Messenger RNA from Dermacentor andersoni, 3526 nucleotides. RefSeq lists its product as uncharacterized. Lineage: Eukaryota; Metazoa; Arthropoda; Arachnida; Ixodida; Ixodidae. The record is from RefSeq and is a predicted model, not a curated record.